This is a messenger RNA of Apiotrichum porosum, 1650 nucleotides long. RefSeq lists its product as uncharacterized. Bases 1 to 1650 code for a protein of 549 amino acids. The transcript is spliced from 8 exons. Lineage: Eukaryota; Fungi; Basidiomycota; Tremellomycetes; Trichosporonales; Trichosporonaceae. The record is from RefSeq and is a predicted model, not a curated record.
AUGCUCCCACUCACACUCCUGACACUAGCGCUGUCGUCACUUGUGGCGGCUGCGCCAUCGGCUCGCGGCUCCUCAUCCAAGAUCAAGAUGACGACCAACGAGCGCGACGUCUUCGACACUGCCAUGACCAUCAACGACUGGGCUUGGGACUCGGCGACGGGAUGGGUGGCAUCCAGCGCCGACGGAGGCCACUCGAGCACCCGCUUCACCGCCUGGUAUGUCCCUGGUCUCCUGUACCGCAACGGCAAGGGAGAUGUCGACCGCGCCGUCACCGCUAUCAAAAACAUCAUGCAGUUCACCAGCCCUGCGGACAACGGCACGGCGUGGUAUGGCGACUACAAGCUGUCUGCCGACAUUCCGCCCCCCAACCCAGACACCUUUCCGGCUGCCAUCUAUGCUUCAUACGACCCCAACUGGUCUUUCUUCGUCGGCCUGCAGUUUGUCCAGAUCAUCUCAGAGUUUGAGCAGCUGCUGCCUGCCGACCUGGUGAGCCAGAUGGUCAACUCGACGUACCUGGCCGCACGUCAGCUGAUGACCCGCGUGGGAUACGACGGCGACAACCUGGUCACGGCGUACACCAACCCCGCUAUUGGCCGCGCCCUCAUCGUCGAGUGGACGGGCCAUCGCCUGAACGACGCCAACCUCACCGCUGCGGGGCAGCAAUACGCCAAGGACGUUUACGACCUGUUCACUGCGGACGGACACAACACCCUGGGAGAGUACAAUGUGCCGACCUACUACGGCAUUGACGUGCUUGGGCUGUGCCAGUGGAUCCGCCACGCUCCCGCCAACUCGUCCCUGCCUACCUGGGGCAAGUACAUUCUCGAGAACCUCUGGGCCGACAUUGGCGAGCACUACAACUACGGACUGAAGAACAUGGUCGGCCCUUACGACAGGAUCUACCACCGCAACAUGCUCGUGGAUGACAGCAUCAUCACCAUCUGGUUCUGGAUGCUGCUCGGUCGCGACAAGGCUCCCGUCGCUCCCAAGGGUAUGGAGUCGACCAUCUAUGACAUGCACCAGGGCGAGACCCUCCGCGGCGUCAUCCCCUCCUCGGCGCUGGCGGCGCUCACCACGCCCGUGACCGAGGACCGCAACUUGACCCGCGGUAUCCGUGUGUCGCUGCACAACGACACGACGCGCUGGAACACGGCCUGGGUGUCGCCCAACGUCAUGGCUGGCGGCCAAAAGGUGGCAGAACUGUACAACCGCGGGUCGCAGUUCGCGCCGAUGAUCGCGCACUGGAAGUCGGGCGACACGAGCGACGCCCAGCGCCCCUACGUCUCGUUCUUCCAGCUGUACGCGACGGCAAGCACGAUCGAUGCCGUCGUCACCCCAUGGCACAUUAGCGUGGCGUACCCCAACACGACGCAGGCGGGCACCGACGUCUUCCAGUUCCUCAUCGGCGACAUUCCCACGCCAUACUGGGCCGCAGGCAACAAUAUGGACGGGUUCAGUAACCUCCCCUGCUUGAACGUGACGGUCACGACCACGGGCCUGAACGGCACAGUGGUCAAGGGCAAGUACGAGUCGUUCACCAUCCAGAGCAACAAUCUGUGGUCCGUCUCGUACUAUGUCGACCCGAGUUACGCCGGCACCCCUUCGGUCGAGUUUGAUCUCCAGUACACCUGUGAGAGCGGUCAGAUCUAG